AUGUCCAUGAACGCGCUGUGGAGAGAGUGGGGACGCCUUGAGCUCACUUCGCUACCCGCCGGCUACCGCGUGGCCGGCCUCGCUUCGGGGAGGGGGUGGGCGCACCUCGCCGAGUUUGCGAGCCGGUGGGUAGGCAUAUGUGUGUCGUUCCGCUCAGCCAACGGCCGGCCGUUGCUGCGCAAUGCAGACGCCUUCACCCAGUUCAGCCCUGCUGACAACGCUGUGUAA
Molecule: messenger RNA, 228 nt
Organism: Emiliania huxleyi CCMP1516
Lineage: Eukaryota; Haptophyta; Isochrysidales; Noelaerhabdaceae
Exons: 2
Coding region: 1-228 (75 amino acids)
Source: RefSeq, a predicted model, not a curated record